UGAAGAAUCAUCACAAUCGAGAGUCGAGCAGAUUGGCCGCACUCUCUAUAUCUACGCGAAAUAGCAGAGAUGGCGACAGCCUCCUUAUCUGCUUCUCCGCGCCCGUUUCUUCUCUCCUCCGACUUCAUUCGAGCUCGCACAGAGAAACCCGCUUCCCUCUCAUGGUCUUCUUCGUUUCCCCACCUCAACUUGUCCAUCAAUUCAAUCUCAAACCCUCCAAAUCCCGCACUCAACAAGGAACUUAUUGUUCAAGCUGCCUGGACACGGAGGUCUAGAGGUGAAGCUGCAAAAAGACCUAACAGAAAAUCAUGGAAGCAACGGACAGAUAUGUAUAUGAGACCAUUCCUACUAAACGUUUUCUUUUCAAAGCGAUUCAUCCACGCAAAAGUGAUGCAUCGGGGAACCAGCAAAGUGAUAUCAGUCGCAACAACCAACGCCAAGGAUCUUAGGACCACGUUGCCAUCACUCACUGAUAACAAUGCUUGCCGAGUAAUAGGGAAAUUGAUUGCUGAGAGGACUAAGGAAGCUGAUGUAUUUGCAAUGGCUUAUGAGCCCAAGAAUAAUGAGCGGAUCGAAGGGAAGCUGGGAAUUGUUCUUGAUACCAUUAAGGAAAAUGGUAUCAUAUUUGUUUAACUUUCACCACAGCUUUUGGUCUUCCACUGCUAGUCGAUUCAUCUUUUUCUUAUGAAGGUAUUAGCCAUUUGUUAAUCUUAGCUGAAAUAGUGUUCACAUAGUGCCUUAGCCAUACAACCUUAAAGAAUGGGUAUUGUACUGUAAAGUUCCUAGAAAGCUCAAUGAUUACUAUGCAUGCUGAUGAGUUUCUAGGUAAAAACCUCAAUGAAGCAAUUGCUUUGCUGCUCAAUGAAUGACUGGUUGAAAUGCUGCUGAGAAAUAAUUCAAGUAUUUGUUAAUGCUGGUGACAACAUUUGAUUUUAUGAGUUGAGAAGAGCCCAUU
Messenger RNA from Diospyros lotus (date-plum), 955 nucleotides. RefSeq lists its product as uncharacterized. The record is from RefSeq and is a predicted model, not a curated record. Gene Ontology annotation, cellular component: ribosome. Gene Ontology annotation, biological process: translation. The coding region runs from base 70 to 633 and encodes 187 amino acids. Gene Ontology annotation, molecular function: 5S rRNA binding; structural constituent of ribosome. NCBI's taxonomy places the organism in Eukaryota, Viridiplantae, Streptophyta, Magnoliopsida, Ericales, Ebenaceae. The transcript is spliced from 2 exons.